AUGUGUGGUGCCCAUGGAACUCAAUUAUCAGGUGGACAAAAACAAAGAAUUGCUAUCGCUCGAGCUUUAAUUCGAAGCCCAAAGAUUUUAUUACUUGAUGAAGCAACAAGUGCGUUAGAUAGUGAAAAUGAAAAGAUAGCUCAAGAAGCAUUAGAUCGUGUUCAACAAAAUCGUACAUCGAUAACAAUUGCACAUCGUUUAUCAACAAUUCAAAAUGCAGAUAUAAUAUGUGUUAUUCAUAAUGGAAACAUCGUGGAAAGUGGAAGUCACGAAGAAUUACUUGCUCUUGGUGGUCGAUAUUAUCGAUUAGCAACAAAAGGAAUGAGAUAG
Rotaria socialis is the source of this 330-nucleotide messenger RNA. Lineage: Eukaryota; Metazoa; Rotifera; Eurotatoria; Philodinida; Philodinidae. The record is from the annotation of a GenBank genome assembly.